AUGUCCUCCACAUCGCGAGCCACUCUUGCUUCUGCAGGCGCUGCGCUUCUCGGCGGAGCGGCCUUUGUGUCUACUGGACCGUCACGCACCGGACACCUGCGGGCAACUGCAACGGCAGCCUCUUCGCCAGCCCCCGGACAGGCACACAAUGUUGCCGGCCUUGCCGUCGCCAGCGCGGCGGCUGCCACUUGUUUUGCCAGCCGCAAGGCCUCGGCAACAAGCGCCCGACAUCAGCUGGUGACACUGAGCGCCUUCGAGAAUGAGCUUGGAGUGCAAGCUCCAGUGGGAUUUUGGGAUCCCGCCGGGUUCACGGAUGGCAGCACCGAGAACUUUGCUCGCCGCCGCCAGACGGAGCUUAAGCAUGGUCGCAUCUCCAUGCUUGCCACAAUGGGAUACAUUACUCCAGAGAUCACCGGCAAAUUGCCCGGGUACCUUAGUCCUUCGGCUGGCCUGAAGUUCGCGGAUGUCCCCAACGGCCUCGCGGCGAUUUCCAAGGUGCCCGCUGCAGGGUGGGGUCAAAUCUUGGCUUACAUGGCCUUCUGCGAGGUGUCCCAGGACCAGUCGGCGGGAACUCCUGCUGCGGCGGGCGACUUCGGAUUCAAGGUGCUGACUGCCUCGGACCCGGAGGCGAAAAAAACGAAGCUCGCCGCGGAGUUGGCGAACGGCAGACUUGCGAUGAUGGCCAUCAUCGGCAUGUUCUUUCAAGACGGCCUGACAGGAAGCGCCUGGGGUGACUGGGCCAACUACACCGCCUCGCCGCUGCGCGCCUUCGAGAACGAGCUCGGGGUGCAGGCUCCUGUGGGAUUUUGGGAUCCCGCCGGGUUCACGGCCGAUGGCAGCACCGAGAACUUUGCUCGCCGCCGCCAGACGGAGCUUAAGCAUGGUCGCAUCUCCAUGCUUGCCACAAUGGGAUACAUUACUCCAGAGAUCACCGGCAAAUUGCCCGGGUACCUUAGUCCUUCGGCUGGCCUGAAGUUCGCGGAUGUCCCCAACGGCCUCGCGGCGAUUUCCAAGGUGCCCGCUGCAGGGUGGGGUCAAAUCUUGGCUUACAUGGCCUUCUGCGAGGUGUCCCAGGACCAGUCGGCGGGAACUCCUGCUGCGGCGGGCGACUUCGGAUUCAAGGUGCUGACUGCCUCGGACCCGGAGGCGAAAAAAACGAAGCUCGCCGCGGAGUUGGCGAACGGCAGACUUGCGAUGAUGGCCAUCAUCGGCAUGUUCUUUCAAGACGGCCUGACAGGAAGCGCCUGGGGUGACUGGGCCAACUACACCGCCUCGCCGCUGCGCGCCUUCGAGAACGAGCUCGGGGUGCAGGCUCCUGUGGGAUUUUGGGAUCCCGCCGGGUUCACGGCCGAUGGCAGCACCGAGAACUUUGCUCGCCGCCGCCAGACGGAGCUUAAGCAUGGUCGCAUCUCCAUGCUUGCCACAAUGGGAUACAUUACUCCAGAGAUCACCGGGAAAUUGCCCGGGUACCUUAGUCCUUCGGCUGGCCUGAAGUUCGCGGAUGUCCCCAACGGCCUCGCGGCGAUUUCCAAGGUGCCCGCUGCAGGGUGGGGUCAAAUCUUGGCUUACAUGGCCUUCUGCGAGGUGUCCCAGGACCAGUCGGCGGGAACUCCUGCUGCGGCGGGCGACUUCGGAUUCAAGGUGCUGACUGCCUCGGACCCGGAGGCGAAAAAAACGAAGCUCGCCGCGGAGUUGGCGAACGGCAGACUUGCGAUGAUGGCCAUCAUCGGCAUGUUCUUUCAAGACGGCCUGACAGGAAGCGCCUGGGGUGACUGGGCCAACUACACCGCCUCGCCGCUGCGCGCCUUCGAGAACGAGCUCGGGGUGCAGGCUCCUGUGGGAUUUUGGGAUCCCGCCGGGUUCACGGCCGAUGGCAGCACCGAGAACUUUGCUCGCCGCCGCCAGACGGAGCUUAAGCAUGGUCGCAUCUCCAUGCUUGCCACAAUGGGAUACAUUACUCCAGAGAUCACCGGCAAAUUGCCCGGGUACCUUAGUCCUUCGGCUGGCCUGAAGUUCGCGGAUGUCCCCAACGGCCUCGCGGCGAUUUCCAAGGUGCCCGCUGCAGGGUGGGGUCAAAUCUUGGCUUACAUGGCCUUCUGCGAGGUGUCCCAGGACCAGUCGGCGGGAACUCCUGCUGCGGCGGGCGACUUCGGAUUCAAGGUGCUGACUGCCUCGGACCCGGAGGCGAAAAAAACGAAGCUCGCCGCGGAGUUGGCGAACGGCAGACUUGCGAUGAUGGCCAUCAUCGGCAUGUUCUUUCAAGACGGCCUGACAGGAAGCGCCUGGGGUGACUGGGCCAACUACACCGCCUCGCCGCUGCGCGCCUUCGAGAACGAGCUCGGGGUGCAGGCUCCUGUGGGAUUUUGGGAUCCCGCCGGGUUCACGGCCGAUGGCAGCACCGAGAACUUUGCUCGCCGCCGCCAGACGGAGCUUAAGCAUGGUCGCAUCUCCAUGCUUGCCACAAUGGGAUACAUUACUCCAGAGAUCACCGGCAAAUUGCCCGGGUACCUUAGUCCUUCGGCUGGCCUGAAGUUCGCGGAUGUCCCCAACGGCCUCGCGGCGAUUUCCAAGGUGCCCGCUGCAGGGUGGGGUCAAAUCUUGGCUUACAUGGCCUUCUGCGAGGUGUCCCAGGACCAGUCGGCGGGAACUCCUGCUGCGGCGGGCGACUUCGGAUUCAAGGUGCUGACUGCCUCGGACCCGGAGGCGAAAAAAACGAAGCUCGCCGCGGAGUUGGCGAACGGCAGACUUGCGAUGAUGGCCAUCAUCGGCAUGUUCUUUCAAGACGGCCUGACAGGAAGCGCCUGGGGUGACUGGGCCAACUACACCGCCUCGCCGCUGCGCGCCUUCGAGAACGAGCUCGGGGUGCAGGCUCCUGUGGGAUUUUGGGAUCCCGCCGGGUUCACGGCCGAUGGCAGCACCGAGAACUUUGCUCGCCGCCGCCAGACGGAGCUUAAGCAUGGUCGCAUCUCCAUGCUUGCCACGAUGGGAUACAUUACUCCAGAGAUCACCGGCAAAUUGCCCGGGUACCUUAGUCCUUCGGCUGGCCUGAAGUUCGCGGAUGUCCCCAACGGCCUCGCGGCGAUUUCCAAGGUGCCCGCUGCAGGGUGGGGUCAAAUCUUGGCUUACAUGGCCUUCUGCGAGGUGUCCCAGGACCAGUCGGCGGGAACUCCUGCUGCGGCGGGCGACUUCGGAUUCAAGGUGCUGACUGCCUCGGACCCGGAGGCGAAAAAAACGAAGCUCGCCGCGGAGUUGGCGAACGGCAGACUUGCGAUGAUGGCCAUCAUCGGCAUGUUCUUUCAAGACGGCCUGACAGGAAGCGCCUGGGGUGACUGGGCCAACUACACCGCCUCGCCGCUGCGCGCCUUCGAGAACGAGCUCGGGGUGCAGGCUCCUGUGGGAUUUUGGGAUCCCGCCGGGUUCACGGCCGAUGGCAGCACCGAGAACUUUGCUCGCCGCCGCCAGACGGAGCUUAAGCAUGGUCGCAUCUCCAUGCUUGCCACGAUGGGAUACAUUACUCCAGAGAUCACCGGCAAAUUGCCCGGGUACCUUAGUCCUUCGGCUGGCCUGAAGUUCGCGGAUGUCCCCAACGGCCUCGCGGCGAUUUCCAAGGUGCCCGCUGCAGGGUGGGGUCAAAUCUUGGCUUACAUGGCCUUCUGCGAGGUGUCCCAGGACCAGUCGGCGGGAACUCCUGCUGCGGCGGGCGACUUCGGAUUCAAGGUGCUGACUGCCUCGGACCCGGAGGCGAAAAAAACGAAGCUCGCCGCGGAGUUGGCGAACGGCAGACUUGCGAUGAUGGCCAUCAUCGGCAUGUUUUUUCAGGAUGGCCUGACGGGAAGUGCUUGGGGAGACUGGGCCAACUACACCGCCUCGCCGCUUCGCUGA
Effrenium voratum is the source of this 3882-nucleotide messenger RNA. Lineage: Eukaryota; Dinophyceae; Suessiales; Symbiodiniaceae. The record is from the annotation of a GenBank genome assembly.